Ustilaginoidea virens is the source of this 1587-nucleotide messenger RNA. RefSeq lists its product as uncharacterized. Gene Ontology annotation, biological process: protein deubiquitination; ribophagy. The record is from RefSeq and is a predicted model, not a curated record. The transcript has 4 exons. Gene Ontology annotation, molecular function: mRNA binding. Lineage: Eukaryota; Fungi; Ascomycota; Sordariomycetes; Hypocreales; Clavicipitaceae. Gene Ontology annotation, cellular component: cytosol; ribonucleoprotein complex; Ubp3-Bre5 deubiquitination complex. The coding region runs from base 1 to 1587 and encodes 528 amino acids.
AUGGCUGCCAACGGUAAUUUUGCACAACAGGAGCAGUACAAGGCUGCUGAGCAGGCCCCCUCGGGAGGCGCCGACUCCAACGCUGCCAACAAUAACCUGUCCAAGGACGAAGUGGGCUGGUACUUUGUCGAGCAGUAUUACACAACCCUCAGCAAAUCACCAGAGAAGCUUCACCUCUUUUACGGCAAACGCUCGCAGUUUGUCUAUGGUCUCGAGGCAGAAGUAGCCAAUGUAUCCGUCGGACGUCAGGCCAUCCAGGAGCGCAUAAAGGCCCUGGACUUCCAGGACUGCAAGGUCCGCGUCUCCAACGUGGACUCUCAGGCCACCUUUGACAACAUCGUGAUACAAGUCAUUGGCGAGACAUCCAACAAUGGCGCCGAGCCCAAGAAGUUUGUUCAGACGUUUGUUCUCGCGCAACAGCCAUCCGGAUACUUUGUUCUCAACGACAUCCUGAGAUAUAUCAACGACGAGGAAGAACAAGCAGGGGGAGAGGUAGAAUCUGCCGAGCCAGCCGAGACUCCUGCCGAUUUGCAGGAACCCGCCCCUACUGCUGCUGAACCCGAAACGGCCGCGGAGGACGCCAAGCUGGACGCCAAGCUGGACGCAGAUGCUGUUGACGAAAAGCUCAACCAAACCGUGACUGCCCAGGAAGACACCCCCGUCAACGGUGAAGAGAAUUCCGAGACUCCCAAGCCAGUCGAAGCCAAUGCCGAACCUGCUGCCGCUGCCGCUGCCGCUGCCGCCGAGGCCGUUGACGAGCUGGUCGCCGAACCCGAGAAGCACAAGGAGACUACUGUCCCGUCGCCGGCCGCAAAGGCCAAGCCAGAGCCCGCUGCUGCUCCUGCUGCUGCCGCCGCCGCCGAGCCCGUCAUGCCUCCCAAGCCCAUGACCUGGGCCAACCGCGCCGCCGCCGCCGCCGGACCUCGACCUGUCGUCCCCCUGGCCAAGACGGCCACCCCCCCAGCGCACGCGCAGACUCGAGCUCCCGCUCCCGCGCCUGCCUCUGCAGCCGCCGCUAGUUCCGCUUCGGCUGCUGCUCCCCAGUCUCCUGCUGCUGCCCCUGCCGCGGCCACCACUGCCGAGCCAGCCGCUAAGGAGUUGUCUGGAUGGCAGACGGCCGGUGCCGACUCGAAGCGCCAGAAGCCCCAACCCAGCUCGGCGAAUGCUACCGAGAAGGAAGGCACCCUCGGCUAUGUCAAGUUUGUCAGCGACAAGGUUCAGGAUGCUGACCUGCGCAAUGCUUUGUCAGCUCACGGCGAGCUGGUCUAUUUUGACAUUAACCGCCAAAAGAAUUGCGCUUUUGUCGAGUUCAAGACUGUCGAGGGCUAUCAGGCUACGGUUGCUGCCAACCCUCACCUUGUCAAUGGUGUUGAAAUCGUCGUUGAGCCCCGGCGUAUCAAGGCUACCACAUAUGGGGGCAACACCUACAACGCAGGUCGCGGCAACGCUUCGGGAGGACGCGGACGCGGCGGCUUUGACGGCAACCGCAACGCCUCGGGUAGCCAGCGGGGCAACUUCUCUGGUCCGAACCGCGGCCGUGGAGGAGCCGCUCGUGGCCGAGGUGGUGCUCAAGGGAACAACGCCUAA